Orussus abietinus is the source of this 2633-nucleotide messenger RNA. It is a transcript of the gene Mfe2, whose product is annotated as peroxisomal multifunctional enzyme type 2. The record is from RefSeq and is a predicted model, not a curated record. The transcript is spliced from 17 exons. NCBI's taxonomy places the organism in Eukaryota, Metazoa, Arthropoda, Insecta, Hymenoptera, Orussidae. Gene Ontology annotation, molecular function: oxidoreductase activity. Bases 237 to 2396 code for a protein of 719 amino acids.
GUUUUUAUAGAUGAGAACAACAAUCUAUAAAGCAGAACGACGUUGAUACGGAUGAACUGAUAAUGGGUAUUUAAAUUCACAUGCAUGUAUGCAUGCAUGCACAGAUAAACCGGUGUAAUUUGCACUUUUGCCUGUCAGUCGAAUCAGUUUGAAUGUGAAGUGGUUGCGUUAACACGUUCAGUGGUAGUACUGACAAGCUAACAAAAAAACAUAUUUGAGAUUAAUAGCAAAUUAAAAUGCCGGAGAAAUUGCGAUUUGAUGACCGAGUCGUCAUAGUAACCGGAGCUGGCGCAGGGUUGGGCCGAGCUUAUGCACUUCUCUUUGGUAGCAGAGGUGCGAAGGUUGUUGUGAACGAUCUUGGUAGCAAUCGUCAUGGAGGUGGAGCAAGCUCUAAUGUUGCUGACACUGUCGUUGCCGAGAUCCGCCAGUCUGGUGGAAAGGCGGUAGCAAACUAUGAUUCUGUCCUUAACGGUGAUAAGAUUGUAAAGACAGCUAUUGAUGCAUUUGGACGUAUUGAUAUCAUUGUUAAUAAUGCUGGAAUUUUAAGAGAUAAAUCCAUUGCUAAUAUGUCCGAUGAUGAUUGGGAUAUUAUUCAUGAUGUCCAUGUAAAAGGAGCAUUUAAAACAACAAGGGCAGCAUGGCCAUAUUUUCGUAAACAAAAUUAUGGCCGUGUAAUAGUUACUGCCAGCUUGAGCGGUCUAUAUGGUAAUUUUGGCCAAGCAAAUUAUAGUGCUGCAAAAAUGGCUUUGAUUGGUUUGGCAAAUACCUUGGCAAUUGAAGGCGGAAAAUAUAAUAUUAAUACUAAUGUAAUCGUGCCUACUGCAGGAUCUCGUCUUACUGAAGAUGUUUUACCUCCUGAUUUUCAUACUCUGUUAAAACCUGAAUUAAUUGCUCCUAUAGUUUUAUGGCUUUGUCAUGAUGAUUGUAAAGAAAGUGGUUCCAUUAUCGAAGCAGCUAUGGGUUGGGCUGGAAAGUAUCAUUUGGUCCGUGCAUCAGGGUGUGUUCUCCGUCAAAAUAUAACAGAUUCAGUUACACCAGAAGAUGUAAGAAAUAAUUGGACAACUGUUACUGAUAUGACUGAUGCUAAGCAUUAUAAUUCAAUUCAAGAAGUAACAGCUGAAUUGUUUAAUGUCGCUGAAAGGCUAAGAAAUGGUCAACAAACACCCGAACACAUCUAUCGGCACUCGUACACCUUCAGAGAUACCAUACUGUAUGCACUUGGAGUUGGUGCAACACUCGAUGAACCAUCAGAUAUUUGUUAUUUAUAUGAAAAUCAUGAAAAUUUUGCUGUCCAUCCAAUGUUCUAUACAACUGAUGGUCCUGUAGGUGCUAUGGCAACAAAUAUGUUACACAAUGUCAUUCCAAAAAUUGAAUUGGACCCUACAAUGGCGGUGCACGGAGAACAAUAUUUGGAGGUUCACAAUCAAAUACCGACAGAUGCCACUGUGGAAACUCGUUUUACAGUACAAGAUGUCAUGGAUAAAGGAAAAGGCGCCAUCAUUUUAUUACACUGUGAAACCUAUGAUCUGAAAAGUGGAAAUAAGCUUACUACUGGCCAGAUGUCUAUUUAUGUAAAUGGUGCUGGUGGAUUUGGAGGCCCAAGAACGUCCAAAUAUGUUAUUCCACCUAUCGAUCCGCCAAAAAGCAAACCCGAAAAAUCAGUUACUCAAAAAACGUCUGUUAAUCAGGCAGCAUGGUUCAGAUUGAAUGGUGACAUUAAUCCAUUACACAUAGAUCCAAUUAUUGCUCACUUAAGUGGGUUCAAAAAACCCAUUUUACAUGGGUUAAGUUCACUUGGUUUCGCGGUUCGACACAUACUCCAAGCAUAUGCCAAUGGUAAUCCGAAUUUAUUCAAAUCAAUCAAGGUCAGAUUUUCAAAGCCAGUAUAUCCAGGACAAACACUGCGCACUGACAUGUGGCGUAAUGAAAAUAGAAUUCAUUUCCAAACAAUUGUUACAGAAAACAACAGUGCUGUUAUAACAGGGGGUUAUGCUGAUUUAAAGGCAAUAGAAAUUCAACACAUUGUGCCAAAUCCUCAAUCAGCAAAAGUAAGUUUAGAAAGCGAUGCAGUAUUUGCUGUAAUGAGUGAUUACGUUAAGUCUAAUCAAGAUGAGGUGAAAAAAAUUAAUGGAGUCUUCCAUUAUAUAAUCACCAGUAAUGGAGAACCCAAGUCUUGGACCUUGGAUUUGAAAAAAGCAGAGAUCUAUGAAGGAAAACCGAAGUCUGGGACACCCGAUACAACACUCACAGUGGAUGAUAAACACAUGGUUGAAAUCGCUUUGGGCAAACUGAACCCACAGGUGGCAUUUAUGCAAGGCAAGUUAAAAAUUAAAGGGAACAUUAUGCUGACGCAGAAACUGAAAACACUUAUUGAUGCCAAUAAAUCAAAAUUAUAAGACUUCGAAACAAAAUGGUUCAAGGGUUCUCAUUGUAUUAGGCUGAUUUCCAAUUUUAUAUGGAAGUGGAAGAUGUGCAAUAUGAACUGAAUCUAUAGCAGUCAUCCUUUUAUACACACUGGUUACAGCGCUCUUCCUCUAUUUAGUUUAAUAGUAUGACACAUUUUUUCUACUCAUGAUUGUUAUAUACUUAUAUGGGUUUUUAUAUUGGAAAAUAAAUAUAACUAUUUCUAUUAA